CAGGUGAGGUGGUGGAUUACAAUGACUGCCACAGCCUUGGCCAGUGGAGGUGUGCAGAAACUUCCUAACAACAAAGAGGACAGGAAGUUAAGAAAACCCUUGAUUGAAAGAAAACGAAGAGAGAGGAUUAACAAUUGCUUGGACCAGCUCAAGGAGACAGUUGUUGGGGCCUUUCAGCUUGAUCAAUCUAAACUUGAAAAAGCAGACAUCCUCGAAAUGACUGUAAAGCAUCUUCAGAAUAUCCAAAACAGCAAAAAUAUGGAUUCGAAAAUGGACCUGGAAGCUCAGCAGAGAUACAGCACUGGAUAUAUUCAGUGUAUGCAUGAAGUCCACAACCUCCUCCUGACCUGUGAAUGGAUGGAUAAGACCCUCGGAGCACGGCUACUGAAUCACCUCCUGAAAUCCUUGCCCAGGUCUAGUGAGGAAACUUGCAAGGCUGAUAUGGGUACUUCUGUCCCUGGGAGUGGCAAGGGAAAUCCAGCAGAGUCCGGCCAAUCUCAGGAUCAAUUCUAUGCCACUGAAGACAAACGGGGAUCAAAAAAGGCCUUCUGCCCCAAACUGCCCUCACGUUGUAGUCAGCGCGAGUUGUCAUCUUCUUUGCACCCUCAUAUGGCCCACCAUGGUAUUAGCAUGGGGUCGCUAGACAUGUGGAGACCAUGGUAAAAAUGUCUUGGAAGAACCUUCUUUCUAACCUUAGACCCUCUUUUAUAUGUAUCUUAUAGAUAUGUCUCUUUAAAACACUUUUUGGAGCUGAUCUGCUCCUGUAGGUGUACUAAAGACCAGGGUACUUCCAGCCGAAGUAAACCUCUAUGUAGCCUGCAUUGUAGAAGGCUGCUAUUACAUUGUAUUUAUUUAAUGCAUCUAAAUUAUUUUAUAGAAUCUUCUCUUGG
This is a messenger RNA of Pogona vitticeps (central bearded dragon), 890 nucleotides long. RefSeq names its product transcription cofactor HES-6. NCBI's taxonomy places the organism in Eukaryota, Metazoa, Chordata, Lepidosauria, Squamata, Agamidae. Gene Ontology annotation, biological process: regulation of DNA-templated transcription. The record is from RefSeq and is a predicted model, not a curated record. Gene Ontology annotation, molecular function: protein dimerization activity; DNA binding.